[Torrubiella] hemipterigena is the source of this 2625-nucleotide messenger RNA. The record is from the annotation of a GenBank genome assembly. Lineage: Eukaryota; Fungi; Ascomycota; Sordariomycetes; Hypocreales; Clavicipitaceae.
GGGGUAUACAGACGAGUGGUGUAAGUUAGAUCUCGGAAUGAGCUGAACAGGCAGCACUACUCAGCCACAGCUCAGGCUCCUACAACCUAUCACGGCCCAACCCGCGUAAUCCCAUGACUUAAGCCUUUGUUUCGACAAGGUUGAUUAACCUCCGAGAUAUAUACCACUAACUCAGCUCAUCAAGUCGAGAGACUAUCCUCCUCAAGCACCAUUACCACAAAUAAGUACUUUGACUAUGAACUCAGACGACGCAACGAACGUCUCCAUGGCGGCCGUCAGCACCAAACGGAUCCUGAUCAUAAAAUACCCACAGAAGCAAGCAGUUUCUACCGAAUUCACAAAACGAAACAAAUGCUCUCUGCCAAGUGAAGGUGGCACUGAAUGUGAUACUGAAUACCGUCGGCACCCUGUGCAUGUCAAGAAGAAAAGCGGCGGAAACAGCGGAGUGAAAGCGGAGCCUCCUCCAUCUAAUCCGCCAACCCUUGAUACCACAGUGUGGAAUCGCCCAUCAAACCAGAGAAGGACAAACAGAAAUGGCGACGGAGAUGACAGCGACAGUGAUUCUGGUGGAGGUGAUCCAAUGGUCGACUCGGACGACGAUGGCAAAAAGCGUAAGCGGACCCAGCCAACCGAAGUUGGUGAAUCGUCGAAGUCGAGUUCUUCUACUCUACUCGAAGACCAAGAACGUAUUCGGCUUUUUCAUACCUUGCGGCAAGUGGAGGAAAAUUGGGAGCAUAUCCGAGAAUACCGACAAGAAGUCCAGGCGAAUUCGGUUCUGAAUAGACUUCAGCUUCAACGUCGAUUCAGUGACCAGGGUUUGCAUAAUCUAUCCUCUCACGAACUCGCUCAACUGACCUCCUUCAUCAAGGAGAAGGACAAGGAACUCCAUGAAUACCUCAAGGAUGCUCUAUUUCAUGACAUUGAAGCAAAACUCAGGGGCGAGGAUUUAAACAGCAAUGAACCUAUAAGACCAACUGCUUAUUUGGAGGACAUUCUGAAACGAGUCGAAUUUCGAUUAAUAUGGCGCUGUAAGAAGUUCGAUGUCACCAGAAAUAAUUGGGGAGCGACGCUACCAAAACCACAAGUGCGCCUUGUCUCCAUAAUACAGAAGAUGCAGAAAGUCCUAUGGGACCUUGUCGUUCAACAAGACCCUGGUCAAAGGGACAUCGCGAUAGCGAUCGGAACUUUCGUGGCGGAGAACGGCUUUGGUCCCUUGUCCAGCUCCGAGGGUAUCAACAAUGAGGAGAUCAUUGACACUGUCAGCUUCGCCAACGGCGAACAAUCUUACGACUUUCUCGUCGACGCGUAUAUGACCAAGGUUAUCAACGGCUUAACUGAGGCAGUUAUGCUUGACUUGGAGGCUGGUAAAACAACACCAGACCCGAAUAACAUUGGAUAUGCGCCAACAUAGAUGAUUCGGAUAUCGAUCGAUGCUGCACAGCAUGGCGACAUAAUGUGCGAGAGGAGAGAUGUCGCAUAUUUCGGAAUACUAUGGAAGCAUGCCGGAUUAACAUUAGGCAGGAAUUCUGCCCCGACAUUAUCCAACCGGGAGUUGUAUCACUCGUUAUGUUUAAGGGAACUAAACCAUCGACAGUCAAGGAGGUCUCGCUAGAAGAUCUAGGCAGGAUUGGGUGGUUUUUAGAUACAGAUCCUGAUGCAAAAAGGAAGUAUUGGCGAUAUCAGAUGCAACCUUGGGAGCAGAGAGGUGACUGGUAUUUGGGGUCGGCUAUAUUCAAAGUGAGUAUGGAUGGGGAAGUCCUUGACAUGGUAUUUAUGGGUAUUUAGUCAGCUCGCAUAUGUUCUUUUAGCCUCUGGUAGUAUUAUUCGGCGCAAAUCUAGCUUCCUGCUUCUACAUCUGGUGCCGCUUGCUUACGUUGCAGCACAUACCUCCGGCAUAUACUCCAAAAGCGACACUGGAUCUGAAUACCAUUUGUAUGCAGAUAAAUACUUAGACACAUUGUAAUCAUUCAUCAUGAAUAAAGUUACGAAAUAGAACUAUCCGUACCGUAGCACUCCAUCUUCCACUCAAUGUUUAACGCCCUAUCCCGUAGUCGUUUGCUGUCGUUGAUCCACAACGAUACGCAUUCUGCCUUGCGACAUCUCGGCUAUAACAUCCAUACGAGACAUGAUCUCUUCUUUCUGUGAUACAAACAGCAUGGUACUAGUGCUAAACACACUACACAUGAGCUCCUGCAUUUGGAGCUCAGUCGCGAGGUCCAAAUACGGAACCAGUUCGUCCACCAACACAAUCUUUGACUGGGUAUGUCGAUGGUGAACAAUGGCGCGCGCCAGGCUUAGUAGCUGCUUCUGCCCUCGCGUCAAGGCCAUUUCAGCAACGAUACUGUCCAGGCUUUGCUUUUGUCGUACAAACGUCUCCCAUAGCCCAACCUCGGUCAAGGUGCGGAUCAUGAGCUCAUCAGAUACGCCCGUCUCGGGAUUAUCGUCUGCUAGUGGAUCCAAGUUGAAGCGAAGACUUCCAGGUAGUUCUAGAAUAUCCCGCGGAAUUGUCGUUAUUCGAGUCCGAAGAAGCUCGCACGGGAUGCUGCUGAGUUCCAUGCCGUCAAUCGUGAUGCUGCCGGUAUAGUCCAAGAAGCGCAGUAGUGUUAACAGAACCGAUGUUUUUCC